Messenger RNA from Periophthalmus magnuspinnatus, 1233 nucleotides. Its product is annotated as serine/threonine-protein kinase pim-1-like. Gene Ontology annotation, cellular component: cytoplasm. Gene Ontology annotation, biological process: negative regulation of apoptotic process; protein autophosphorylation; regulation of mitotic cell cycle. Gene Ontology annotation, molecular function: ATP binding; protein serine/threonine kinase activity. NCBI's taxonomy places the organism in Eukaryota, Metazoa, Chordata, Actinopteri, Gobiiformes, Gobiidae. The coding region runs from base 1 to 1233 and encodes 410 amino acids. The transcript is spliced from 6 exons. The record is from RefSeq and is a predicted model, not a curated record.
AUGCCACAACGUGCUAAAAAGAGGCGUUGGACCUCUGAGCAGGAGGACAGUGCAAAACGUUCAGGCACUGACACCUGUGUCCCUGUGGAGGGACAGACCAAGGUACACAGGAAACGGAAGGCUGAGUUUGAGCCCAACGUCGAACUCAAAAAGGCCAAACUUGAGAGUUUGCCCGAGAGCUGCAGUCCUCCUCAGACCAGCAGUUCUCCUCAGACCUGCAGUCCUCCUCAGACCUGCAGUCCUCCUCAGACCUGCAGUUCUCCUCAGACCUGCAGUCCUCCUCAGACCUGCAGUUCUCCUCAGACCUGCAGUUCUCCUCAGACCUGCAGUUCUCCUCAGACCUGCAGUCCUCCUGAGAACUGCAGUCCUCCUGAGAACUGCAGUUCUCCUGAGGAUGAACUAUACGAUGUCAACUACCAGGUCAGCACCAGCAGAGCUGACUUUGAGUCGAAGUACAUUGAGCUGCACAAUCUGGGCAGCGGAGGCUUCGGCUCUGUGUUUGCCGGCAUAUGUCUGCAUGACGCCUCCAUUGUGGCCAUCAAGCACAUUCCACGAGACAAAGUCUUCUAUAAAAAAGUGGUGCAGAAUGGCGUGGAAUACAACAUCAUCGAUGAGGUGGCUCUUAUGGCUAAAGUGUCCCAGGGGAACUGCCCGGCCGUGGUCUCUUUACUGGACUGUUAUGAGCUUCCAGAGGAGCUCAUCCUCGUGAUGGAACGGCCUUAUCCCGCAGUGGACUUGCUAGAUUAUAAAGAUGCCAAAGGAGGAGUGCUGGAGGAAGAGGAGGCAAAAGUAAUUCUGAAGCAGAUGGUGGAAGCCUCCAUCCAAAUGCAUAACAGCGACGUGUUCCACCGCGACUUGAAACUAGAGAAUAUUCUAGUGGAGACGAACCACAGCUACCCCAAAGCACGGGUCAUUGACUUUGGCUGUGGUUGUCUAGUCAAGGAAGGCACCUAUGAUUAUUAUGCAGGGACAUUCAGUAAAGCGCCUCCUGAGUGGUAUUCCUGUAAAGCGUACAGAGCUGAGCCCACCACAGUCUUUCAUCUGGGCACGCUGCUCUACGACCUCCUCCAUCUCAGGGCCUUUAAUACACACUGCUACCUGAGGAGGAAGAGACGCUUCGGCUCGGGCCUGUCAGAAGAAUGUCGGCAUUUCCUUAAAUCUUGCCUGGCCAAAAACCCUAAUGACAGGCCCUCGUUUGAGGAGCUUCAGCGUCACCCUUGGUUGGAGACAUAA